Messenger RNA from Pieris rapae (cabbage white), 8790 nucleotides. RefSeq names its product protein quiver (gene qvr). Gene Ontology annotation, biological process: sleep; positive regulation of voltage-gated potassium channel activity; regulation of synaptic transmission, cholinergic. Bases 741 to 1172 code for a protein of 143 amino acids. The transcript has 4 exons. The record is from RefSeq and is a predicted model, not a curated record. Lineage: Eukaryota; Metazoa; Arthropoda; Insecta; Lepidoptera; Pieridae.
GGAUAUCCGUACCUAGCUAGUUUAUCAAAAUGCUCAAUUUGGACUUCGGUGAGGAUUGAACAAAACGCGGUCGUUGAAAAGUUGGGACAAAUGGAAUGAUGGGAUGCCUAUAGGGUGCACGAAACUUUGGUAAAAGGUUGUCCGAUCGACCUGAUUGUCUUAUUUUUUUCAUUCUCCUUAACUUAUGGAUUCCACGGUCAAUAUCAUUCUACCCUGCUAACCUUAUGACGUCCUCCCAAUGCCUCACCCAUUUCCAUCCCUCAGCCAUUUCAGUCUUUAUGGGAUUUAUUGGAAUCCUUAAUUUUAGUUUACUUUUUAACAGAUCGCUUGCCCCGAUCGAGAUCGUAAAAAAGUUAUCAGUCAAAAAUCAUCCAAAAAAGUCAAACAUUAGAAAACUUUAAAGCAGUCGUCAUUUUACGUGUUUAUUUCCCGGGGCAAGCGAUAUUAUAUGAUUUGAUCCUACAUUUCGUACUAAUAAAACAUAGAAAAAAUUGUUAUCACAGUAAACCAAUUUGAAAACUUAACCAAAACAAAAACGAAGUAUGGCUUCAUAGUGAAAUUUUAACUGUUUUCUGGGCAAAUAAUAAAAAUAUCUAAUGAGAUGUUUAUUAGUGGCUACGGCAUUAAAAAAGGUCCGUAGAUAAUAAACUAAGUGAUGUUCUAUAAAACGGAUAGAUUUAUUUGCAGGUUAAUUAAUCUGUUAUUUAUGUGAUGGAUUUCUGAUUCGUGAAACCAACGGGAUGAAAAUGCGCUGGAUUUUUCCUGUGCCAGUCCUCCUCAUGUCAUGGUUUGGAGUGGACGACGUGAAGGCAAACUCAUGUAUUCGAACUGCACGCACGAUAUACUGUUAUGAGUGCGACAGCUGGACGGAUCCCAGAUGCAAGGAUCCAUUCAACUACACGGCGUUGCCUCGAGAUCAGCCGCCAUUGCAGACCUGCAAUGGAUGCUGUGUCAAAAUGGUGCGGUAUUCUAAAAGCCCGUACGAGGUGGUCCGUCGGACGUGCACAUCGCAGUUACAGAUAAACCUCUUCAUGGUGGACCACGUUUGCAUGAUGGAAAGUACAGGCAAUGGUCACAUGUGUUUCUGUGAGGAGGAUAUGUGCAACGGCGCAGCUACUGUCUCUAACAUUUUAGCAUUCGCACUGGUCAUAAUAGCAUGUGCAUGUAGGUGAAGUAGCUAGGAUCGGUCGACUCGAAGGAAAUUUUGUGGGAAAUACGAAAUUUAAAGAGGAAAUUUAAAUUUAGGGUGGAAAUUUACCCUGAUAAAUCUAACCAGUAUUUUAACUGAAGUACUCCAGAGUAAUGUGGCGAAAGAGUUCUUUAGUUAAGAUAGAUUUGGAUUGUCAUAUUUAUGAUUGUUGUGAAUAUUUCGAGAGUAGGCUAAUUUAGGAGUGCGAUUAAAUUUAACGGAAGUGUAAAAAUGUGUUUAAAUUUCGUUUAGCGAUUUUGAAAUUUAAACUUAGGAUUAUGCGAAAGUUCAAAUUAGAUACGAAUGUUCAUGUAUAAGUGAAGAAUGCAAAGUGAUGUGCGAGUCACGAUAAAUUAGGUGAUUUAUCGAGUCGAUCGACGCUGCAACACUAGUUUUUAAUUAAUUUUCGUCCAAUUGUAGAUGUAGAACGUGAAAAUUCACGGAAACGCAUUUUCCCUAAGGACUAGGCUUUGCUUCAUUUCUCAGAUACAAUCGCUUGCAUUCAAACACUUCGAUUCAUUCACAUUGAUAGGUCAAGUGAUCAGUUGUCAACUGACAAAUUUACACUUUGACACAUAUAAGGUAUCCGUCAAGUGGUCAGUUGUCAGCUGUCAAAUUUACACUUUACAUGGCCAUUUUUCAUUGUCAACUUAAUUAGUCUUGGAACUUAAAUCAUGACUUUAUUAAUUUUUAAUCCUUGUAUAUAUUAUUCUAAGGUUGUAAGACAGAGUGUAAAUAGAAAGAUGAAGAACUAUUUGACAGUUAUGUAUACUUGAUUUACGAAAUAAUAUAAUCAAUGUGUGCGUAAUUUGGCGUGUUUUAAGUGAGUGUUAGACCUUUGUACCCAUGUACUCGUGGCAGACGUCAGAAGUUAACCGCAAAAUUUAUGUCACUUUAACACUUUACUUUCAUCCUUAAAUAAACCAGUCUCAUGCAUUUGGUUAACAAAUAUUCUGACGUGAAAACAAUGUCUGAUAUGUGAACUGUCAACUGUCAAAGUCAUUUUUCAUUAAUUCGAUCGAUGGAGCUAAAAAAAAAUAUCUUGUAAAAUCAGACACACUGGCAAUUUACCACUUUUCUGUUUCUUAAUGUCAAUUGUCACUUCAAAUCUCUUAUUGUUCUUAUCUCUUUUAACUUCUUCUCUCUCUCUUCACUAGAAGCAUAUUGAAAACUAUUUAGUCUGGUUUAGUGGACUUAAUAUCCAAGAAUCGCUUUAAGUAUUUGGAUAAACAAAUUGUAGUGAAUACAAUUCGUUAAAUAUAGUUGACAAAUAUAGAUUAUAGAUAUAUUUUGUCUAUUUCAAAGACAAUAUAUAUACGUAGAUAGAAUGUAAAUUGAACGGGGAAUGCUGACGUUGCCUCGCCACCGCUUUACAAUACGAUUUAUUUGAAAAGUAUUUCUCUAUAAAUUCAACGAUAAUACGUUGUUAUGCAAAUGUCAUUUGACAGUUGACAUUAAAGAGAUACUAUUCUCUUGAUAUAUGCUUCGAAUAGCUAUUACUAUGUCCUUUCUUAGCCAUGUUUUCAUAAAUAUUUGUCAAAGUUAAGGUUAAAUGCAAUGCAAUCUUAGCCACUGAGCGGCCCUACUGAAUUGUUCGUAACUACUGAGUUUCCCCUUCGUCCCUAGUGAGUGUUUAAGAAAUACAUAUUCCUUAGCUACUAUUCUCUAGCUAAUUGAGGCAUAUGCUAAUAGAAAACGAUAAAAUACAUUAGUUUAGUGAUGGAAUCGCUUAAAACUUACCUAGACCAAAAGAUUUGCUCAUAGACGCACUUUAGAUAGAAAUUUUGAAAUGGACUAGCGUGAACUGCCGAUUUGUAGGUAAAUCGAUGUAUUAUAUUCGAUUGAGCGAAGUUAAAUUUAUAUAUCAGAUUCGAAUUGUGUAAGAACAGUUCGUUUAGUACGAAUACUUGUAUACGUACUAAUAUAUGCAUGCGGUAUGUCAAAGAUCGAUGGAACGAUGAUAAAGAUAAAAUAAAGAAUACAUCAUUGAGCUAACGAUGUUACAAGAAAAAUAUAUAAACUAAAGUUAUAAUGGCCCCACAUGGCAAGACGUACAGAAAAUUGGAGGAAGAACUGGUGCCCCAGGUUCAAUAAACUAUAAAGAGGAAGACAGUGUAGAAGGUGGCUAGACUAAGGAAACGGCUGAUACAUGGCUAAGAGUGGCGCAGUGCGGACGGGAAUGGCGGGAUUUGGAAGAGCCCUUUGUCAGAAAAGAGCAAACAGAUACCUAAAAAGAAUGAGAUAGAAAUGUAAAUGUGUUUAUGUGUAAAAGUAUUUGAAUUGAAAGACAAUUAUUACGACAUUAAGGUACUCAAUUGUUAUAAAAAUGAGUGUGACCUAGGUUCAAUAAUCUCCCAACGUAAAUCCCCUGCCGUAAAGGAUCGGGAAAAUUGAAAAUUCAAAUGACCUUGAACAUGUUUUACAUUGCCGAAGCGUGAGAAAUAAACCAAUUAUUAUAGGCUACACUUAUGUAAGAGAAGCCUGACCAUUGGUAUUACCACCUACAUAUUAAUCGGAUAACAUUGUCUUAAAAUUCUUGAAACAAUCUUUGUCUGCGAUUCGAAGGCCUUCUGAAUCUAUUGGAGCAUCUGACGGAUCGAAUACUAAACGGUCGAUGCACAUGAUAAGUUCGAAUGAAAAUUUUCGUCGUCAUUGGUAUCUUACAUUACAUUCGACUUUUCUAAUCAUUUCUACCUUAAUGGAAGCUUUUAGGUUUAAUUUAGGUUUUCGCUCCCUGGAACCAUUGUAAGGGCAAUAUAAUCUCAAUAAGCAAAGUCAAAAAGAAAUAAAAUCGGAAGUGACUAUUAUUUUUGGCCUGCCCUGAAUAAUGCCUGAUCAGGCAGAUUGGUGCCGAGACUAGUCAGCAGAGGAGUGUUAAACCUCCCCUUAUCUAAAAAGUGACUUUACUUACAAGGCUUGGCGUCUCCCGCCGAGCUCGGGUGACAACUAGCCCGGAAUUAUCCUCAUGGUAUUCAUGGGCAAGUCGGAGUUACGUCUUGUCCUAUAUCUGAUAUAUUUGACUAAUUUAUGGCGGAAUUCCAUGUGACUAUUAAAAUGUAUUCUAAUAGACUUUCGGUCCUGUCGUCGCUUGAAACAUAUCAUAAGAUGUGAAAAGUUUAAACUGAGCUCAAUUCUAAUGCGUAGAGAAUUUCAUAAGAAACUAACCAGCCAUCCCGUUGAAAAUUACCAGCUCAUGCGAUCUUAUGAGCAUCAUUGAUAUGACAAUUAAAAUAAAGAUUAUCCGUUUAAAAUGUAACAAUAAAUAAAUAAGUGAAGUAAAAAUAAAAAGCUAAUGUUUUCUAGCUGUUAACAUGUUAAAUAUAAAGUAAAUGUGUUAAGUAAUAUUUAUUAUACUCGGCGAUAGGAUAUUUAUUUAUUUACAGCUUCUCCUUCGAUAAAGACCUCUAAAAUUGUCGAAUCGUGGCGUUGACUAACGUUGCGAAUCCACAUUGGAUAUAUAUAAACACUUGUUUUAGUUAACCAAACCAAACAUAACCAAACAUAAUCUAAUACAUCAGAUGUUUAGUUAUGGUGAUCAACGCGUCCUGUGACACAUAGGCCUCUUCCAGCUGUUAGCUCUUGUCUAAUUUGUGUGUCCUAUUCUCUUCAUAUCGUCAGCCCAUUUCAUUCUCUGUCUACUUUUCCUUUGUCGUGCUUCUGCAAUAAUUGUUGUCCAUUUCAACUUGCUUUCUCUCGUCAUAUGGUCCAGCGCCUUUUAAUUCCCUAAUUUUCAUAAUGUCUCCUACGCUGGUCGUUCAUCUUAUCUUUUCUACUUUUUUACCCAAAUAGAUUAUAUUUUAAACAUUAUCAUGUAACACGAUACAAGAGAUGGAUAUGAACGACAGCACAAUAAAAGAGACCGUGCCGGCUUUAGGGGAAGGCAAUCAGGUCUACAGCCCCGGGGCCUCCACAAAAAAUCCUCCCUAUAGAGUCUAAUAUUGAGUUGAUAUUCUUACACAAUUCGAAAAGUAUAAUUUCGAAGCAAGUACAAAUUUGAAACCAGUAUUGUACCAGUAAUCUUCGCUUACUAUAUAGCUAUUGAUCGCUAGUUAGGUUACACAUAAGUUAGGAAAAUAAACACCAAUUAAUCAUUAAAUUCGAUUGUAAAUUUAGUCUUAAAAUAGUUCCAUUUUAAACUGUCCUCUACUUUGUCUCUCGCUCGCAUUUACACACUAUACUACUCCUACAGUUACAUUUAACAAAACUUCUCACUAUUUCGUUCAUGUCAAUAACAGAUACGAAGUUGUCAGAAGCAACUCGUACCAGUGAAUUCAAAUAGUUAUAUACAACGACUGGAUGGCAAAUUUGAGCAAAGCUUAUUUGGAACUAAAGAACUAAUACAGCGCGAUAAUGUUAGAUUCUGACAGCUAGAACGUACAUAAAUAAUCUGUAUAGUGUUAGCCUUUAAAGAAACAAUAUUUUAAUGGCGGACGUGGUAUCUCGCUCGUACAGUCGUUUUGUAGUAGCACAGCGUACCAAAAGCAAUAUUGCUCUGUCAAUAUUUAAAUUAAGAAUAUCAAGCAUUGGGCCACCAUUUUCAUAUUGUUUAUAAUUAAUUGCUACGAAUAAUAAAUUGUUCUGCUCAAAACUGUUCAAAUCCAUUUUUUGUUAGAAUUUUUGAUUAAAUUUAUAACUUGGGGAGUAGUGCGGUGCAUAUUAGAAAAGGACGCUAGCAUAAAAAUAACACUUGCUCAUAGGUUAUAGUGUUGUUAUACGAUGUUAUUUUUCACUGUUCUUUUACCGGAUUUAAAAACUUUCACUACACUCGCGUAGUUGCUCUUUGUUAACAAUUAUGUGACAAAUCGACUCAAAAAUUUAAAGAUAGUGAUCAGAGUCUUUUGAAAUACUACUCAAGUAUACAUCCUGGUUAUUACCAACGCAUUCCCUUCUAACGGCUCUUGGUCGAGUUAACAUUUAACAACUCCGCGAUAUGUGGUGUUAAGAAAUUCCUAACAGAUGCAAUAUUAAUUAGUAUUAAUUAUAGAUAGAUAAAUUCUUCCAUAAUUUAAUGCGAAAUGUCUUGGUUUGCAUGUUUAUUUUAAGCAUGGACGUGCACUGUAGUGGGGUGGACACAUAUCAAUCCAUUAAAAUUGUAUGCACCAAAAAACUUUAACAAUAUUUUUGUAAAGGCUUUAGGCGUUGGAAUAUUUAUAGUUUGACAAGUGAAUUAUGAUCGCAGUUUGCUCAACAGGUAUGUCAACAGAUCUUGUCUUGAUAAUUUGAUUGGUGCUACAGGACAUUCAUUCAUAUCACCCUAGCGUUAGAUUUUCUCUAUUUAGAUUUUAACAUAUCUUAAGGGCUAUGUAAUGACAGAGUCAGCAGUUCUUAUUACUACCAUUUGUAAGUGCUGAGUUUGUACAAAUAUUGCCCAGACGCACUGUCGGCAUGAGCGGAAUGCGUUGAUCAAAACUAAUCUUUUAUGACAUUAAAUUAUGAUAGCUCUAAAGUUCGAUAAGUCGGUGGUUCUCAUUAAUAAGUUCCAAAUCAAUUUAGUAACAUUAAUUUAAUGUCGUGAUCAACAGAAAAUAGCAUUAAAGUAGCAGAUAAGCUUUCACUAAUAAUUUCACUGUUAUUUUUAACUGCACUGUUAUUUCGCUUGAAAAGACAGUUAACGAGUGGAAACUGCUAUCGGCUAUUUUUUUCUGUGCUGGUCACGUGAUCAAGAGUGAGUAAUUUAUAUAUGUAUAUAAUGUAUCAAACUUAUGUACUGGUGGAGUUAGAAUAUCAAUAGCAUUAAAUAAAAUGCAUGCAAUCAUCAAAUUGGUAACGAAACAGUUUUUUUUUCAUGGAGGCAGAUGAAAAUAGCCGAUUAGUUUCAAAAGAAAUAAUGUGACCUGUUUGUUAUUUUUCUUGUGUAAUCAUGGUCUACCUGUCAACGUUUUUGACAAAUGAUAGACUACACCAUUUUGGUAAAUCAUUUCGUUCUGAAAUAGCUCUUAUUACUAAGUUUUCAAGAAAAUCUUUUAUUACCAGGAUAUUUUGGAAUUGUCAUUUGUCAAAAACGUUUGUACGUCAAGUUUAGUCAGGUUUAAGAAAGUUUAAGACGUUCAAAAUGCAUAAAUAUUUACAAUUAUUAUUUGUUUUAUCUGUAAAACAAAUAGUCACCGUUUUAAAUGGGACUACUUUAGCUUUACGAUCACUAUUUAAUUAACUAAUUUUAUCCUCGUAAUUUCAAAUUAUACUUUAUUGUCAAUAUUUUUGUAUUUAAAGUAUUAAUAAGUUUUCUGGUUUUCCAAUAAUUUAUACAACGCUGCAAAUGAAAACAAAAUGGCGCUCCAGCUCCUAUUUUAUUUAAUUUUCUACUUACCUAAUUAUGACAGUGUUACAAUUAUUAUUUAAAUUAAUCGUUGUGAUACGCCCACGUUAUUCUCACAGUAGUUUUAAAUUAAAACUAGUGCCACUAAAUUUGGCGCGAACUAAGACUGUCGUCAACCUGACAGUUGACAGUGUUAGCUCGCCUCUGAAGGUGUCAAAAGGUGUGUUAAUUUUUAAAUGUAUGUUAUUUAAUAUGUAAUUGAGCAAUAAUUAUAUUAUGUUAUAUAAGUUGAAAUAUUACCAAUUCGACUGGAAAAAUUACUUUCAACGCUUGAGUUAAAAUAAAGAUUUUUGUUAAUAAAACAACUGAUUUUCAAGUAAGUUUCGGCAUAGGUCAAGGGUGACUGUGAUCAAGGUUUGCAUAUAAAUAGAAAAUCCUAUAAGAAUACGCCUUUUUAGCGUUAAUAGUUAUUUUUAAGUUACAUUGGACGCAAUUUGAUAAAAUUGUUUAGAUUUUAUUUGUUUUGGAUUACUCUGUGGUGACAUUGAGUUUAUCAAAACAAUAACAAAAUUGUACAAUUAAUUGACUUAUAAGUAAUAUAUAUAUCACAGGCUGUGAGCGCGCAUUGUGUUAAGUACUUGGCAAUUGAUGAUUUCAACUUGGAAUGUUUUGUGACACAUAUCUAUGGCUGAUUUUUUUUGAUGACGUCAGCGCAAUAUAUGCCUACGGUAUUUCAAAAACGUGUGUAUUGAUAUACUGAAGUCAAACUUAGCGUUAAGCUUUAACUAAAUAUUAUCUAGUCGAUAGUCUAAGGGGUGUAGACUGUCAUCUGUCAAAUAAGUCUGUCAAUUUUAAGUUAGCACAGUGCCAUAUAAUUUUCAGGUUUAUUAAAGGUGUGAAAUUUGUUUUUACAAUUGUCUAAUUAGCACAUCAAAGCCUGUCAGACAUAGUCUACCAGCUUUAUUAAUUUCAAAUCACCUUUUAAUCAUAUCAAUAAUGAUGUUAACAGCGCGACAGAUAGGGAAACGCUUGAUAAACGUCACGCUACGACAGAAAUUUAUGAAUAGAUUAAUUAAACAAAUAGUACUCAUACAAUUUCCAUUCAUAGACCCUAAAGCCCCGCUUUACAUCGGUACUCUGUUUUUGAUUAAAAGAACGCAAAUAAUAAUUGGUAUUAAAGCUGGAGUAAGCUCAAAGUAGCGUAUUUUUUUGCAUUUUAUCACGCAUAUUGACAUUUCUCAAGCGUUUUCGUUCGAAAUGUAUUUAGUCUGUGGCGUAUUAGUUCAUAGCCAAUAGCUACAAUGUACCAGCAGAUUACAGAAUAAAGCUAUUUUGCUGACAAUAA